AUGAUCGUCGGCGCUGCCGCUGGCUACUUAACCUACCAGGCAGGAAAGGCCAUCAUUCGCUCCAUAGCUGCACCGAUGAUGUGGAACAAUCGUCCCUACUAUUGGGGAUCAAGUUACUACCGACCGCAGCGUGGCCAAGAAAAUAUUUGCCGAAUGCCUAUUGAUCCAUCAGAUCCACAAUUUGGAAACAUCUAUGAACCGGACGGUGUAACUCGUCCGCAUGAGAUUGUUUGGGGUUGCGGUUACUAUGAGUACUGUUGCGGAUAUGAAUGUUGUCGUGGUGGUGGAACAUUUACAGUUGGUGGAUACAGUGCCUCUGUGGGGUACGCAUUUGCGAUCAUCUAUAUCGCCCGAGCUUACCUUGUCUGA
This is a messenger RNA of Angiostrongylus costaricensis, 369 nucleotides long. The record is from the annotation of a GenBank genome assembly. NCBI's taxonomy places the organism in Eukaryota, Metazoa, Nematoda, Chromadorea, Rhabditida, Metastrongylidae.